CAAAAAUGUCAAUCCUUUUGUUUUUUCACAUAGUUCCCCACAUAUAAAUGUGUGUUGCGUUGACCAUCCAUGAAUCAGACGCAAAACAUUGCUCACUACAAUCGGUUCACACUAGUUUGCUAGCAAAGUGCACAACACAAUUUGUUGUUUAUUAUUCAAAGCCAUAAAUUAUCAAUAAAACGGUGAAUUAGGCGAACAAUCGCACAUUUCAGCAAAAUGGAAGCAAGAUCAGCAACAGCUUUAUCGGAUGUAACACCGACUGGAUCACAGACACAAAUUCUCACACCAGAUGAAAUACCCGAUCAGGAUGCUCCAGUGCUACGUCUAAAUCUACGUCGAACAUCGGCCGAGAAAAAAGUGUCAUGGAAUUCAGAUACGGUGGACAAUGAAAAUAUGGGCAAAAAGAAGUCCAAAUGUUGUUGCAUCUACCAGAAACCGUUGGCAUUCGGCGAGAGUUCAUCGGAGGAGGACGAUGACGAGUGUGAGCAUUGUUUCGGCCACGUUGAGAAAAAGAAGAAGAAUCAAAAGAAGAACCCCGACGAUGGCAAUCCGCCCGACUCCAAUGGACACGGCUCUCACGACCACUCAGGCCCGGAAAACAUCAGUUGAUUCAUUUAAUUCACAAAGUUCCUUCAUUCGAAAAUCCGUUUGAAUCGCUUUUUAAUUUAUGUAUAAAUGUAACCUUUUUUAGCAUUUAAGACAAAAAUAAAACACAAAUUGGUGAAGAAAGUGGAUUUUCCCAGUAGUA
Messenger RNA from Sitodiplosis mosellana (orange wheat blossom midge), 748 nucleotides. RefSeq names its product E3 ubiquitin-protein ligase PPP1R11. Gene Ontology annotation, molecular function: protein serine/threonine phosphatase inhibitor activity; protein phosphatase 1 binding. The record is from RefSeq and is a predicted model, not a curated record. The transcript has 3 exons. Gene Ontology annotation, cellular component: nucleus. Bases 217 to 609 code for a protein of 130 amino acids. NCBI's taxonomy places the organism in Eukaryota, Metazoa, Arthropoda, Insecta, Diptera, Cecidomyiidae.